AUGGCGGACUGCGCUUCACUAUUAGAUGAGGAACUCUCUUCCUUUGUCUUCAAUUACCUGACAGAAAACUCCGGCAGCCAGUAUGGGGAGGAGGAGGUGUGUUCGGACCGUCUGGACACUUACUUCCCCGACAUUGACCUCUCCCAGCUUGACGCCAGUGACUUUGACAGCGUCAACUGUCUCAGCGAGCUGCACUGGUGCAACGACCAGCCGACGGACGGUUCACCCGCCUCCAUUCACUACAGCACAGCCGACGAGCUCUUUGAGAUAGAAGAGGAGAAUGCGGCUCUGCUCGCUGCCCUAACUGACAGUCUAGACGGCAUGGUGGAUGCUGAGGUGGGCGGACUCUCAGUCUUCCCCACCCUGGAGGAGGAGGAGCCCGACCAGGAAGAAGAAGACGAUGAGGAUCUUCCUCUAAACACAGGAGACUUCAGCCAAUCUCUGGGGUCAGAGACAGAGGACCUGUCUCUGUUGAAGAAGCUGCUGCUGACGCCUCCCAACGUGCCCAUGGGCAUCGACACGCACAAAGACGGCAGCCACGGCCAUCGCCAUAGCAACAGGAGCCUCCACCUGAAGCCGAUCAGGCCUUUGGUCAAGAGUGACAUCCCUCAGGAGCGAAAGCCACGAGCGGUGCGUCCUAUAGGCCGCCUGUGCACCGAGCUCCACCGGCAUCUCACCACCGCCCAGGACACAGAGGACAACGGCGUCCCCGACACAGAGGAGGACGAAGAAGAAGAUGAGGAGGAAGACGACAGUGAAUCAGAGGAGGAGGAGGAGGAGGAAGGGGAAGAGGAGGAGGAGGAGGAAGAGUCUUCCAGCAGUGAGGGGGAGAGUGCAGGGGCCAUGGCCCCUGCAGAGCCAGCCGAACCUCAGUUCAGCUCGGAGAAAGAACUCCACUCUGUGGUUGAGCUCAUCAGGUACAUGCACACCUACUGUCUACCCACGCGCAAGCAGCAAAGCUGGGAGCGCAAGGAACGCGAGCUCCUUGGCUUGACGCGCAACAGGGCCAAGCAGGAGGCCCCCCGCCCAGCCGCACAGAACUCUCACAGCAAGGUUAUCCUGGUCGGUGGCCUGGGGACCAGCGGGGGUGCCGCAGUUGCCGGGGGACUGGCUGGGACAGGCAGCAGCACCCCAAGGAGGCUCCCAUUUGCCAGGAGGAGGGAGAUGAAAGCCAACUCGUUACUUCGCGAACUUCUGGAGCAGAGCAGCUCCUUUGAUGUGAGCAAGCCUUACAGACUGCACAGCCCACCCUAUGCCCACUCCCAAAGCCCCCACCGAGCAGCCCCUGCUCCCUCUGCCCUCACUAAGCCGGCCCAUGUUGGUCCGCCGAACUCUGCAACCUCCCCGGCCAGCCGGCCAGCCAAGCCAGAACUUGGCGAUGACUCAUCUCCCUGCUCCCCAGAGAGGAGAACCUUCGGCGCCACUUCCUCCGAAGCACCGCAGAGCCCUGAGGAGAUUGUGGAUGAUGGCGGCUCUUUCUCAGUCCGGCGCUCCCGACGCCUGGCCUCUUUCCCCAGCCGCUUCGCCAAGAGGCUGCGGCCCGGAAGGGCAAGAGGAUAUGAGGGAAAGGGGGAGGAUAAAGAGAGGAGGGUGGAGGAAGGUAGAGCACAGGUCAAAAUCCUGCCCACCCAGGCUGGCGGGGGGACCACCACGGAGCCUUUGGCCGGGGAGCUGACCCCGAAUGAAGGAGGCCCCAGCCAGGUCAUGGCAGAGCCGACCAAGCCCUGCUGUCACAACGAAAAGCGAGCCUGCCUUUGCCUGCCACUGAAUCCCAAGUCUGCAGGAGAGCCUCAGUUCGGCACCAAGCCAUUUGAGCAGACCCUGAGUGUGGACCUGUGUGGAACAGCAGGUCUGACUCCGCCCACCACCCCGCCUCACAAACCUGUGGAGGAAGAGCUCUUUAAGCCGACAGAGGCAGGGAAGGGAGGAGGAGGAGAGUCCCCCCACCCCACCCCCACCCCGGCCACCAACAACAACAGCAACACCACCAAGGGCUCCUCCUGGCUGAGCCGCUCCCACCACCGGAAGCUUCCAGAGCAGACAGAGCUGUAUGCCCAGUUGCGUCGCAUGGGCCAGACUGGGAUGGAGGGCGAGAGCCUGUUGGCCCGGGGAGGUGCGGUGGUUCACCGCACCUUUGGUGACCACGACUACUGCGCGCUGAGCCUCGGAGAGAGCCGCAAGCGCAGCGCCGCCAUGCUGGGCGCUAUCCUCCGGUCGCGAGAAGGAGCAGAGGAAGAGCUGGCCAAGAGAGGCCAAGGGGCAGAGAGGGCACCAGGGAGUGGGGAGUUGGACGACCAGGAGCAGCCGGCGCUAUCAGAGAAGGUUCUGGAACAACUGCACCAACAGCAGACAGAGAUCGUGUCGUCUUCACCAGAGCACGACCGCCGAUUGGCUGCGGCCACGCCGCCGGCCUCGGAGGAGGAGGCCGAGCGUUCAUCUGCGUCUCGCUCACCCUCCCCAACCCUCCACUCCCCUGACUCCCCCACCAGCAAGACAGACUCCAGUGAGAACUCAGAGAGCUGUCCAGAGGACAAGCAGAGGAACAAAGCCAAGUCAGACGAGGACAACUGCCAGGUGUUGUACAUCCAUAACCUGCCGACCAGCAUGACCCAGAACAUGCUGAGGAAACGCUUCCAGGUCUUCGGCAGUGCAGAGGACUGCAAGGUCAUCAUACACAACGAGGAACGCUGUGGUGUGAUUAAGAUACGCCAGGCAGGGAUUCAGAGACACUGGAGAGAACGUGAGACGCUGUUCCAGAACGGAGCCAGGAGGGUGACCAGGAAGCGCUACAUAGACCUGGAUGAGGCAGGCCCGGGGCCUGUCAAGAGCAAGUACGAUGCACUGGACUUUGACACUCUCCUGAAGGAGGCCCAGAAGUCCCUGCAUCGCUGACAGCCCCUCCUCCCCCUUUACUGGCCCCGCCUUAGUACACUAAAGCAACACCCCUCCAACAUCACGGCCCCGCCCCAGACAGGCCUCUUGAGUACCUCCAUGCAAGGCGACCUCACAAGAUGUUUACAUUUUUGACGUUAGAAUAAAGUAACGAAAAGGACCUUGUUGAUUUUUCUUUUUUCCUUUCACCGGAGGACACUGCUAAAAACGAGGAAGCCAAGAAGAUUAUGGAGGAGGUUAAAGACAAUGGAGGAAAUCAGACUUUUUAACAGCAAUGGUACAACCAGAACAACUGCAACGACAACGAGUCCUCUGUUGAACAAUAUAACAACGAAGCUGCUUCCUGUCUGUGUUGGUGACGUCAGCACACCCUGCCUCGACGAGGAGGGGGUGCGAGAGACCUCUGUAGCAAAAACACCUUUUUGCUAUUCCCUCGUUACGUCAGUCGUCGUGAUGUGUGUGUGUCUCUGCGAAUGUGUGUUAUUUGUUUUGUUUCUGUUUGUUUUUGUAAAAAAUUAAAAAAAAACUUACAAAAAAAAACAAA
Lampris incognitus (smalleye Pacific opah) is the source of this 3436-nucleotide messenger RNA. It is a transcript of the gene ppargc1b, whose product is annotated as peroxisome proliferator-activated receptor gamma, coactivator 1 beta. Lineage: Eukaryota; Metazoa; Chordata; Actinopteri; Lampriformes; Lampridae. The record is from RefSeq and is a predicted model, not a curated record. Gene Ontology annotation, cellular component: nucleus. The transcript is spliced from 12 exons. Gene Ontology annotation, biological process: positive regulation of transcription by RNA polymerase II. Gene Ontology annotation, molecular function: transcription factor binding; nucleic acid binding. Bases 1 to 2892 code for a protein of 963 amino acids.